CCGUCCAGACAACCCCUCACUCGGGCCUGCGCUGCGGCACGGCCCCCUGGCCUCGGAAAUUCAGUCUCGGGCCGAGGUCUGCGGCCGUUGGACGAGGAGCAGUCGCGGCAGGCGGUGGGAAGGCUGCCCGGACGGAGGCGCUCGUGGUUCUCCACCAUGGCGGCGGCGGUGCGCGCUGCGGGAAUUCUCCCAGCGCUGUGUGGCGCGUCGGCGGGUCAUUUAUGGUCCAGGCAGCUUUACGUAAACAGCUUUCCAACAGCUUCCAUUUUGGCAUUGAAGACUGUUCCCAGCAAUGGCUCUUUGUCAUCUCCAGGAACCAGAGACAACCGUCAUUUUAUCAGCUUGACCCGUGCGCUACAGACACAGUGCUGUAUUUCUUCUCCCAGUAACUUGAUGGGCCAGCAGUAUAGAUUCUAUAGUUUCUUCACUAAAUUGACAGCAGAUGAGCUGUGGAAAGGUGCCUUAGCAGAGAGUGGUGCUGGAACAAGAAAAGGAAGAGGCAAAAGAACUAAGAAAAAGAAAAGAAAGGAUUUGAACAGGGGUCAGAUCAUCGGUGAAGGGCGUUGUGGCUUCCUAUGGCCUGGUCUGAAUGUCCCUCUUAUGAGAAAUGGAGCUGUGCAGACCAUUGCCCAAAGAAGCAAGGAAGAGCAGGAGAAGGUAGAGGCGGAUAUGGUCCGGCAGAGAGAAGAGUGGGAGUGGAAGAGGAAGAUGAAGGUUAAACGGGAGCGAGGCUGGAGCGGAAACACGUGGGGAGGCGUCAGUCUCGGCCCCCCUGACCCUGGUUCCAGUGGAGAAACAUAUGAUGAUUUCGAUACCAGGAUACUUGAGGUGAGGAAUGUUUUCAAUAUGACAGCAAAAGAGGGAAGAAAGAGAUCAGUCCGUGUCCUGGUCGCUGUGGGGAAUGGCAGAGGAGCUGCAGGUUUUGCCAUUGGGAAAGCCGCUGAACGGGCAGAUGCUUUCAGAAAAGCAAAGAACAAGGCAGUUCACUAUUUGCAUUAUAUAGAACGAUAUGAAGACCAUACAAUAUACCAUGAUAUUUCUUUAACAUUUAAAAGGACGCAUAUCAAGAUGAAGAAACAACCCAGAGGCUAUGGCCUCCGCUGCCACCGGGCCAUCAUCACCAUUUGCCGGCUCAUUGGCAUCAAAGACAUGUAUGCCAAGGUCUCUGGCUCCGUCAACAUGCUUAACCUCACCCGGGGCCUCUUCCACGGGCUCUCCCGCCAGGAAACCCAUCAACAGCUGGCUGACAAGAAGAGUCUCCACGUUGUGGAAUUCCGGGAGGAAUGUGGCCCUCUGCCCAUCGUGGUUGCCUCCCCCAAGGGGGCCUUGAGAAAGGAUCCGGAGCCGGAACAUGAGGUUCCAGACAUCAAACUGGACUGGGAAGAAGUGAAGGCUGCACAGGGUAUGAAGCGCUCUGUGUGGUCAAGUUUAAAGAGAGCCGCCACCUAGGCCUUCUUCUGGCCUGGCUCAGCCUGGCAUCUCUUGCUUCUGGCACCUGGGAGAGACUCAACCCCUCACACUUUGGAUUGUCACUUUUUCUUUUUUUUUUUUAAGGAAAGGCCAACCUUACAUUUCUUUAUUGACAAAUAACAAAUAAUUAUAGAUUUAAUUUAUUGA
Molecule: messenger RNA, 1617 nt
Organism: Balaenoptera ricei (Rice's whale)
Lineage: Eukaryota; Metazoa; Chordata; Mammalia; Artiodactyla; Balaenopteridae
Gene: MRPS5
Product: mitochondrial ribosomal protein S5
Exons: 12
Coding region: 157-1449 (430 amino acids)
Biological process (GO): translation
Cellular component (GO): ribosome
Molecular function (GO): RNA binding; structural constituent of ribosome
Source: RefSeq, a predicted model, not a curated record